CCCAUUCAAACCCUAACCUUAGCAAGUUAGACCUUUCGCCGCCGCAAGCUCUAGGGUUUUAGCUAAAGUUGCUCGAAGGAAACCAUGUCGGACGCUCUGGUUUUCAAGGGGAUUCUCAACGGUCAUACCGAUGAGGUGACGGCAAUCGCUGCACCCAUCGACAACACCGACAUGAUUGUCUCCUCUUCACGCGACAAAUCCAUCCUCGUCUGGGACCUUACCAAGGAGCAAUCCUACGCCACAGACAGCGCCCCGGCAUCCGCAGGUCUCCCCCGCCGCCGUCUCACCGGACAUUCCCACUUCGUUCAGGACGUGGUCCUCUCCUCCGACGGUCAGUUCGCACUUUCCGGGUCCUGGGACGGUGAGCUCCGUCUCUGGGAUCUCAAUACUGGUGCAACCACCCGUCGGUUUGUUGGCCACAACAAGGACGUCCUGUCAGUUGCCUUCUCUGUUGACAACCGUCAGAUCGUCUCUGCUUCACGUGACAAGACCAUCAAGCUAUGGAACACGCUUGGCGAGUGCAAGUACACUAUCCAAGACGGGGACGCUCAUACCAAUUGGGUGAGCUGCGUGAGGUUUAGCCCUAAUAAUUUCCAGCCCACGAUAGUGUCUGGUUCAUGGGAUCGUACGGUGAAAGUCUGGAAUUUAACCAACUGCAAGCUUCGCUGCACGUUGACGUGCCAUGCUGGUUAUGUGAACACCGUGGCGGUGAGCCCCGAUGGAUCUCUGUGCGCAAGCGGGGGAAAGGAUGGUGUGACGCUGCUUUGGGAUCUAUCCGAGGGGAAGAGGUUGUACUCGCUUGAUGCUGGGGCGAUUAUUUAUUCCCUCUGUUUCAGCCCAAAUAGGUACUGGCUCUGUGCUGCAACGCAGCUUAGUGUUAAGAUCUGGGAUUUGGAGAGCAAGACCAUUGUGCAGGAUCUCAAGCCUGAAGCGGCAGCUGCUGGGAAGAGUCAGCUGCUGUACUGUACAAGCCUGAGUUGGAGCUUUGAUGGAAGCACAUUAUAUGCAGGAUACACUGAUGGUAACAUACGGGUGUGGAGAAUUUCACAAUAUUAAGACCAUUUGAUAAAAGUGCUUAGCUUAUUUACUUGUUGUUAUGUUCGUUCUGAAUUAUGAAAACUUAACAGCAUGAAAUUUUCAUUGUUGUAUUUCGAGUUAUUGUUUUGGAUAUGUUUGUUCUGAAUACUUUUGUUGGCAUCCAUAAAUAUUUUUAUCUGCUCUGGAUUCUA
Dendrobium catenatum is the source of this 1229-nucleotide messenger RNA. RefSeq names its product guanine nucleotide-binding protein subunit beta-like protein A. The record is from RefSeq and is a predicted model, not a curated record. Gene Ontology annotation, molecular function: translation regulator activity; protein kinase C binding; ribosome binding. Gene Ontology annotation, cellular component: cytosol; nucleus. NCBI's taxonomy places the organism in Eukaryota, Viridiplantae, Streptophyta, Magnoliopsida, Asparagales, Orchidaceae. Bases 85 to 1056 code for a protein of 323 amino acids. Gene Ontology annotation, biological process: positive regulation of protein phosphorylation; rescue of stalled cytosolic ribosome. The transcript has 2 exons.